Molecule: messenger RNA, 600 nt
Organism: Prunus armeniaca (apricot)
Lineage: Eukaryota; Viridiplantae; Streptophyta; Magnoliopsida; Rosales; Rosaceae
Source: the annotation of a GenBank genome assembly
AUGAGGCAGCACUUCAUCAACAAUCAGCACUUCUUCUUCAUCAACUUUGCAGCAAGACCACCAACAUUGCUUGAAGCUUCAACGACAUCUAAGCGUCACCAUGGCAAAAACAACACUACUCUUGCCUUCACCAUUCCGACGAUCCUGACGUUGGUGCAAAUGAGGUAUGCACAGGAAGAUCUGUUCAAAACGCAUCGGAUCAUCAUGAUGGUUGUUCUGUCCAGCGUCCUCGGAUAUUGCUUGGCCUUCAGCUUAUUAGGGGUACUGCGGCUGCUUAUGAAGCUUAGUGUUAUUAGUGAUGAACAUGAUCAGAGUCAUGCAUACAUAUAUAAAUGGUGCCACGUCACCAUGAUGCUGUUUGGUUCAAUCUCAGUUGCUUCACUCUUGUGGCUUCUGCUUUUUCCACACUCCUCUUCCUGCCACCUUGUGAUCUAUCUAAUCUUGUGCUUGUUGCUUUUGCUGGUGGUACUGCUGGGGUUGGCCUACAAACUGGUGCCGGCCGUCGCUGAAUUCCUUUCUCCGGCUUGCCGAGGACAGAACCGUAUCAGGAGGGCAAGUCCACUUUUGCCCCUCAGCACAAUGGAUUUGUCCCAAAGAUAG